UGGAAGCGAUUUUGGUGGAACGACGGUCGGUUGAACGGCUAAAUUGUUACUUAUAUGUACAUAUAUGUAGGUACUUAUUGUGGUCGGUCAAGUUGAGGGGCCGCGCCUAUUUUGGCAAUUGAAACUGCUCGAAAGCGUGCGAAUUUUGCAUUGCAGCUAAUGAUAUUUGGAGAGUUGAGAGUGCCAACCGCCGUGCAAUCUAAGUUAUACUGCAAAAACUGACUUAAAAAAAAAAAUAGGUGCAAAAUGUGCGCUAAAGUGAAUUAUAAAAGCAUAAAGAGAACAAUUUGUUCAAACAAGUGCAAAAAUGGAUAAGAAAAUUAAAUAAAUUUCACACAAAAAAAAAUAGUUUUGUGAGAGAAAAAAAUUUUAGUGCAAUAAAGUGCCCCGAAAUUCCGGAGCUAGUUGUAGGAAAAACUGCAAAUUUCCAAGCUCUUAACAACAAACUCUACUCCCAAACAAAUAAGCAACACUAACAAACACAACAAAUAAUGCCAGCUGCUGAGCGCAGCAAACACAAAGGCGCCGCCACAGCGCCCACUCCACAACACAAUGAGCGCCCACCUGGAACGCCUAUGGUUAGCCAUAGACUACAUGAAACACUGCCUAGCCGCCUCCACCUUCACCUUCCGCGCAGCGGCUACACAUUCCUGUGGCUUGCUGCGCUCUGUUGGGUAGCACCAACCUCAACCUCCGCGCAGUUGCAAGGCAACACACUUGUUGGCGGUGGCGGUGUUGGCAGUCCUGCAGAAAGCAGCAGCGAAAUCGAGUUCGCCAGUCUAGAUGGCGCCGACACACAACUACUCACACCUUUGUUGCCAGCGCCGAGCACUGUGGCGCCACCACCAUUAGAGGUGGUGGAAUUCGUGGAACCUGCGCCUGCUCAACCAGUGAUGUCAUCGCCAUCAUUGUCGUCGUCAUCGUUAUCGGCAGCGACAGCGGAAGCGGAAGCGGCGGCGGCGGCAUCAAGUUACACCGAAUUGCAGGGUGGCGAAAUCAAUGGCGAGCGGACGUUGCAUUUCAGUGAAAGUCCUUUUUUGGCACGCCAGCACAUCGAAGUGGCCAGGGGCGCUCGGCUGAUCAUCGAACCGGGUGUGCGUGUGGAAUUUGCACCCACUGUGGGCAUAACUGUGCGCGGCGUACUGCAUGCGGUGGGUAUUCCUACUUCACGCAUCACUUUAACAGCGCAGGCGCUACCAAUAGCCACCCAAACAGAUAUCGUAGAUGCAGAGGUGCGUGGCGCACGUUUGGUGGACGGACCCACGCCUUUAGAAGGUCGUCUGCAACUCUAUCACAAGGGCGCGUGGCGCGAUGUCUGCACGAACUCCAGAAAUUGGACGCUCGUGGACUACGCGGUCGCAUGUCGUCAAAUAGGCUUUACUGGUGGCCGCUUUUGGAAUUGGGUCCAACGUACGCCAGGCUAUCAUCCACGCCUACUCUUUGAGCAACCGCGCUGCAAGGGUGGCGAGAGCACUUUGUUGAGUUGCGCAUGGGCGACGCGUCAGCUGGGGUCUGGCGUGUGUGACUACCACAACGACAUUGGCGUGCAAUGCCAAGCAGUGCACAAUGCACCGAUGAGUUAUUGGCGUGGCCUAUACUUCGAGAAUGCGCCUGCCACAAAGACGCUCGGUAAUGAUAAUAUUGUCUACACAGCGCUCUCACAAUCUACAUUGCGUUAUGUGGAUAUUACACGCGCUGGUGUGGGACGAGCAAACAGCGUCAAGUCCGCAGUAGAAGCGAUCGGUCUGCCACCCGUUAUGCAACAUGUUGUAAUCAGCCACUCCGCCUACACCGGCUUCAAUGCAACGCUACCACGCGGCGGCUUUGUCAUGCAGAAUGUGACUGUGCGGAAGAAUAAUGGAAUUGGCGUGUUUGUGAAUUCCAGUCAGGGUAUGGUGCAACUGGAGGGUUGUAACAUUUUAGAGAAUGUUGCAGAUGGCGUCAAGUAUGUGGGACACGAUUUACGUGCCAAUGAGCGCAUGGAUCGCGCUGCCAUCUAUGACUUCUGCACGCUACCGACCACCUCCGGACAAACCUAUCCAAUCACGCUGUCCUUCACACAGAAGUAUUACGCUGGUUCGGAGAAGGUGUGUGGCAAAUACUUUUUCACGCGCCCUGGCUACCUGUUGACGGUGCACUUCGAGUCCUUUGACAUGCGUAACAACGAGACGUCCACAAUGGAGAUCUUCGACGGCACAUCGGACAGCGAUCGCGUGCUCUUCGCUUGGCAAGCGCGCAACUAUACGCGUCCGCAGAGCGUGACUAGCAAUCGCGAGAAGCUUUUCAUACGCAUACGUGCAGACGCGCGACAGGAAGUGAAUGGAUUUCUGCGACUCACUUCGGAUGAUACGCGCGCCUAUGACUUGCGCGUCGCAAACUCUGUAGUGGAGGAUAAUGGUGGACGCGGUAUUGCGAUCGAUAACAUACGCUCUAAGCUGCAUGUACACGGCAGCUACGUCUCGGGCAAUGGGCAUGUGUCGGGCGUACAUGUGACCAGCGGCGCGGGGGAUGUGAACAUCACGAGCAGCAAUAUCACUUUCAAUCAGGGUGGCGGCGUCAACAUCACUUACUAUGGCGGUAAUCGCAACAUCUCGCGGAGCGCCAUACAAGCCAACAAGGGUUACGGCAUUGCAGUGUGGCUGAAUGACACCAGCGCGCCAGAACGCAUUGAGUACAUACCCUUCAAUCAAACAACGACGGUAGAGUAUUCACAAAUAGGCGGCAACUUGGAGAUGGGCGUAUUUCACGGCAACUACUGUCAGCCCAUUUGGGUGAACAUCACUGGCAACAGCUUCAACGGCAGUCUACACAAUGAUGUGUUCGUCGAAUCUUGUUGGCGCUUCACGGCGAAUAAGGAGCCGAACAUGCAGCUGCAGAUUGGACACAACACUUUCGACUUCAGUCAGAAAAACUCAAUAUUUCUAAGUCCCGCGCUCAACUUGCAAGGCAAAAUCGAGUUUAAUCACUUUCGUCUCGGCAAUUAUGGCGCGAUAUACAUACGCAACGACUACAUUUACCAAAAGUUCAAUUUCAUGCCCGUACGCAUGCUAUUACAGAGCAACCAUUUUCGACGCAACAGUGGCGUUUACGUCGUCUCGCUGGGACUCUCACCGUACAGCACACGCGAGCUGCAGUCGCUACUCUUCACGCGCAACUUUGUGCGCGACAACAAGAUCUCCGAACCAUUUGGGCCGCUGAUAGAGGGCAGUGUAGGCAGCGAUGGCUCGGGUCGUCUCAAUCCACGCUGCCGUGUCGCUGCUGCGGUGGUUGUGACCUCAAGCAAUGUGGAUAUAUACCGCAACAUUCUUUACAACUUGGACUCCGCCUACGAGGUGGGCUCACAGCUGAGCGAUCAGAGUCAGAUAAUCAAUGCAACCUACAAUUGGUUGGGCCACUCAGAUGAGUAUAAGAUUUUCGCGCGUCUUUUUCACCGCAACAAUCGCUACAAUCUGGCCAAGAUACAGUACAUACCCUAUCUGCUGCACAGCUCGAAUCCCGGGUCGACGACAAUAAUCACAAUGUCCACGCUAGUGCCGCGCUUCUCGCAGGAGGGCUCUGAUCUGAUUGGCGGCGAAAUUGAUGGGCAGGAGAUCCUAUCCUCCGGCACUUACCGCGUCACUAAAGAUAUCAACAUACGACCGGGUGGCAAGCUAACGUUGCAGCCUGGUGUGACGCUGCGGUUCGAGCCGAGCGUGGGCAUGAUGGUCGCAGGUAAGCUGGAGGCACGCGGACGUCGACCGGAUGACAUAUUUUUUACGCUGAACCGUGAGACAGUCAUUGCCAUGGAUAAUACCACCGACGUGGAUCAGUUGGAUGUCGAUAUUAUAGACAUUGAGACGGAGUCGAUUAUCGAAAAGAAUGGGCCACCGCGUGUGGCGGUGCGUCUCGUUGGUGGCGCUGGCGAGUAUGAGGGCCGCUUGCAGGUCUACUUGGAUGGCCGCUGGGGCACGGUCUGCGACUACGGCUGGACGGUGUUGAAUGCAGCGCUUGUGUGUCACCAUCUCGGCUAUACGCUCAAUCCACGCGACUGGCGGCUACACCGCUCACAAAUGCCUACAGUGGGCGUCACAGAAGAAGUGAUCGUUUCGAAUAUGCGUUGCACUGAGCACGAUACAGAUAUCACCAAGUGUCGUGCGGAGUAUGCAACGCGUGGUGAGUUUGAGAACUCGUGUACGCAUGACAAUGAUGUGGGCAUGCGUUGCUAUGAAGGCGCUUGGGCGGGUUUGCGUUUUAGCAUGCUGGCGGAGCGCGCAGAUCUACAAUAUCUGACUAUCGAAAAGGCAGGGCUGUUCGACUACACCACAAAUGUCUUUAAGCCAGCAAUACAAAUGGACUUUGCGCGCCACAAUCUGGAGAAUGUGCGCGUGGUGGAUAACUUGCAGGAUGGGUUGGGUGUAGUAUACGCAGACAUUUACGGCGGCAAGUCGGUGAAUAAUAUCAAGAAUUGUGAGUUCGUGGGCAAUCGCGGUAACGGCAUCAGCCUGAAGCAGCUGGAUUUGCGUAUACAAGGCUCCAUAAUCAAAAACAAUCGGGAUAGCGGCAUCUCACACGACCCUGUAAUUUCGGCGGUCGAGCAGAAUGAGCUCGGCGGUUGGUUUAAAAUGGCCGUAGACUUCAACUCGUUCGAAGCGGACUACGAUCCGUAUGUAUUGCCGCGCGAUGAGGGUCAGCUUGACUUGGAUACUUGGCAAAAUAAAUACAUAUGCACCGAGCCAGUGCGCGGUGAGUCGAUUAGCCGCAAAAUAGUUGUGCGCUGUCCGGCUGGAUAUGUGCUGGGCAUACAGCUGCUGAAUCCCAUACAAAACUUGUCCACGGAGCACAUAGCCAUACUCGACUCGCAAACUGAGAAUAGGCGUUCCACGCUGUGGCAGCUAAUACGUGAUCUUAAUGUUUUCCCUACGACUAGCAGCAGUUACGGCAUCAUCAUCUACUACGAGAGUGGUGCAAAUGCGCUGGGUGGCACUGUGCUGCGACUCUCCACUGUCACUGCACCCGUGCAGAACAUCCGCAAUAGAGUGGUAAGUGGACCGGUGCCCACGCUCAGCAUACGCUCGACGAAGAUACAGAAGAACUUUCGCGGCAUUGCGGCCUACUACUACAAUCGCUAUGUUGGCGAUAAUGGCGAGUAUUAUUUGCGAAAAGCGAAUGAGUCUAUGAAAAUUGUGAAUUCGGAGAUCAGCUCGAACCUACUCGAGGCUAUUCUAGUUAAGUCACCCUUCUGGGAUGCGCAGUACAGCAAUAUUUCUGAGGUCACCAUACAUGUGAAUAGCUCAAUGAUCACGCAGAAUGGGCAUGGCAUACGACAGCUGUCGAAAGACUUGCGUUCCUCGAACAAUCUCUUCCACUACGUGGUGCAGGACACGACGGUCGAAGACAAUGCCUUCGGCGGUUUUCAGGUCGCACUGCCCUACGUUUGGCAAUAUAACGAGAACUUUACGCACAGCGUCUACUUUGGCAAUAGCACUUGGCAGCGAAAUUGUAACUUCUUCAUAGACGUCAGCGGCCAUUACACCGUCUUCAAUAUAACCUCAAACGUGUUCCUUAGCAAUCAGUGUCCGCGUAGCUUAAUCACGCUCGACGGCAUGGAGAAGCGCAUCAAAUUCGACUACAACCGCAUAGAGAGCAAUAAUGCCAAGUUUAUCAUGGAGCUGCGCGCGGACAGUUUGAGCGAGAUCCUCGGCGAGGUACCAGCGCUAAUAGCCUACAAUACGAUCAAGGGCAAUAGCAUCGACACAAUGGCGGGCAAUUUCCGCAAUGCGCCCAUGCGACGAUAUCGUCCGCGCAAAGUGCGUCCACAGAAUCGGUUACCCAGCGCAGUUAUCCGACUAGAUGGCAUACAAAAUGUGAAGCUGUAUCGCAAUCUCAUUGCAGAGAAUCAAAUGGACUAUAACUUGGUGGCGGGUGUGCGCUCUGCGCGCUUAAACAACUACUUCCACGCGACAGAGAACUGGUGGGGCUCGAAUGACGCCAAGUUCAUUGAGUCGAAAAUAUUCGACUUCGAUACCUGGAAUGAUCACGCGGAUGUCAUUUACCAGCCGUUCCUCAUUGAGGACAGCUUCGAUGCGAGCGUCUCGCUAGUCGAUGAGCACGAUGCGGCUAUCGACCUCGAUUUCUGGACGGGUGGGCGCGUGUACAAAGAUUUAACAUUGCGCAAGCGUACCGAGCCGUAUCGCAUACUCGCCGACAUUACAGUGAUGCCAGGUGUCACACUCUCCAUACAACAUGGCGUGCAGCUGGAGUUUGAGCCCAAUGUGGGCAUUUUAGUGUUGGGUACGCUCUCGGCUGUGGGAUAUCACGAGUCGGAAAUUGUAAUGCGUCCCUUCUUCAACACAUCGCAUGAGGCUUACACACUGUUCACCAGGCGCGCCAUUGAGGAUCUGAGUCAAACACAGUCAUACGAUUCGAUUCGACUCUGCACCAGCGCCCAAAAUUGCACUACGAACCCACAGCUCUUGUUGGACGGCAUUAGCGAAGGCUUUCUCGAGUAUUUCAAUCAUACCACACUGCAGUGGGUGCCCGUUUGCGACAGCCGUUUCACCGAACGUAACGCGCAAGUGGUGUGUCGUGAGCUGGGCUUUGAUCCGCUGAAUGUCUAUUAUGGACACGAUCGCCGCAUUGAGUACCACACUAACUCGUUGACGCGUAUUUGGACGUGGGUUCAGCCGCUCGAGUGUCGCGGCGAUGAACUGCGCAUGGAAGAUUGCGCCGAACGCUUAAAUGGACAAGUCUAUGGGCGCCGACAUGAAUGCCGUUGGGAUGAUGGCUUUGUUUUCGUAUCGUGCAACAGCGCGCCGGAAGAUCAAGUCUACUGGGGUGGCAUACGAUUUGCCAAUGCAGACUUUGAGGAAAAUCAAUAUGGGCAUCGCUUCCACGAUAGUCUUUCGCAUGGACCGAUCAGUAAUCGCGAGAGCAACUUGGAGUAUGUGCGCAUUGAGAAUGCGGGCAUAUUGCAUAAUCAGAAAUCGGCAGCCAUACAAGCGAUACACAAGAAUCCGACCAUACGCUCGGUGACUAUUGUCAAUACCGCGCAUCAUGGCGUCAACUAUAUAGCGCCUAGCGGCACCAUGAAUUUGAAUCUGUUAAAUAUCAGCAACGCGUUUGGUGCGGGCAUCAACAUACUCUCGCUAACGGGCGAAGGACGUGAAAGUGAUGAGUCGAGUUUCACGCCACUCAAACACUUAGAUAUACCAAACAAACUCUUCUCGUUGGUCGACAUCUGUGAUCCCCAGAAGGUGCUGACCGUGGAGGAACGGCUGCUGGUCUACUACAAGUACGACAACAACGCUGUGAACUGCGUGAAGAUAUUCACCUCAUUGUAUCGAGCCAAGCCGAUCGGCUUCCGCUUACUACAAUCGAAUUUGUUCAAUCACUCGAAGGAGUAUGGACGCAUGGAUGUAAUACGGCUCUUCGAUGGCGAUAUCUACAACGUGACAGCGCAUUUCCUAGGCAAAAUUGAAUGGGAUAGCGGCAAUCAGCGCAAGUUCUUCAAGACGGAGAGUCCGACGUUGAGUCUGCAGUUAAUUGCGAGUGGCGCGCCUGAGUAUCACGGCUUCAUAGCGGAAAUUGUAACGGUACCCAUAUCGUCUUUGGGGCAAUUCCGCGAUGCGCUUCACAACGUCACUUACUCGCACAUCUCGGGCGCCGUGAAAUGUGCAGUCACUUAUGCCUCCGCCGGUGAGGUAACUCCUACGCUAACGCUCACCUCCAAUCGCAUACAGCGUAACUGUCACCAAUUGUAUGGCAAUUUCUCUACAUGCAAAUCAGCGCUGAGCAUCGAUGUGCAGAAUAUGCAUUCGCUUUAUUUUAUGAACAACUUAGUCAUGGACAACCAGGGCGGUCUGAGCAUACGCGCUGAUUCUCGCGGUUCAGCCACAUCGCUACGCGGUUUCAUACAUCACAAUUUAUUCUUCCGCAAUCGUAAUCGUCCGGCGUUGUAUGUGGAGGGUCGUCAGUCGUCACCGUAUCAAGAGAUCGAGCUGUAUCGCAAUUAUUUUGCACAGAACAAAGCUGGCUUUGAGGAUAUUAUUAAACUGCAUCAGGUGGUUUCCAACUUUAGUUAUAAUUUUGUGCACAGCAAUGUGGGUGGACGUAUUGUGGAAAUUUCAGGCUUUGAGAAUGUACGUCUGCCCAUCUAUCAGACGACAUCGCAUAAUGGGUUUUAUAGCAAUGUCGCUACGAAUUGGAUGGGUCGCGCGACAAUUGUAGCCGGCACAGCGGGUCAGCAAUAUGUUGACAAUAUAUUCGAGAAUCCUGAGAAUGAUUACGAAAUGAUAACUGUGAAUAAUUCCAUUUUGAAUGUUGAUUAUGUGAUCAAUAGCACCAUUGAACUCUGGCGCUCGAAGAUCGAUGCUAGACACAACUAUUGGAGCUAUAACAAUACGAUAUCGGUGCAGUCGCGCAUACGCGAUAAAUCAGACGAUCCUCUUUUGCUCGAGGUGCAAGCGGUGCCCUUCCAAAUGAACAAUCUCACCAUACUCGAUGGCAAAUGUCCGCCCGGUUGGGCGCUGCUGCAGGAUACCUGCUUCAUUUAUGUAGGCGCACCUUUGACAUUCCAUGAAGCGCGCGCCUUCUGCCGCAGCGAAAACUCGACGAUGCCUUUCAUACGCACCGACAGCACAACGCUGUGGAAGUAUUUGCAAGGACAAAUGCGCCACUUGAAAUACCCCGAAAAAGUGUGGAUCCAAGACUUCAAUCACAUCGAUCGCUGUACGAGCUUUGCCUUUACCACAACCGAGGUGGAAGAUUGCGGCAAUGAGUUCGGUUUCAUUUGUGAAACGGAUCCAAGGGUCGUCAUCGAUCCACUCUCUUGGCGCGCCGAUAUUUUUGCGAUCAGCAUAAUUUCCGCCUUCAUUUUGGCCAUAAUUUUGCUGCUAAUGGUCGCCUUCUGUUGGUAUGCCAAAUCGAAGCAGCGACACGCUCAACGUUUGCAGCGCCGUAAUAGCAUACGCCAGAGCUUGCGAAGCUUGAAUAGCAUUGAUCCGCAGGGCUCGUUGCGGCGACGAAACUUUAACAUGUCCACGUCGACUGGCACGCUCUCCAAGCAGCUGGGUCAAGACUACAAAAUGAUGGGUAACGGCUCCAUCGAUUCCAUGGACAAAAGCGUGCUUAGCUCCGAAGCGAGCUUUGAGGCAUACGACAAUCAAACGGCGCACCCGAGCGAGUAUCAAAAACCGAGCUAUAACGAUUAUGUCACUCAGCACUCGGUAAAGGGAGGAGCAAAUGGUGCUGCCACCAAAUCGAAUGAACCCUACAAAAUUGCAACAAUCGGCUCCGUUUCGAAGGCGUCCACCGCACGCGGUCGCACACCUAGGCUGCCAGACUCAUUCGAGCUAUCCUACCGCAAUGAAGGUUUCCGUGACAACUCCACUUACGCUAGCACGCUAACAACUUCUGUGGCCACAAGCAUUGCCGAAGAUACGCCCAUCAUACAUCAGACGGACAUCGAGGAUGCCAAUUCAGAUUACUACGGCAACGCGAGCACUUUGCCGCUACACAGCGGCGGCAAUGAGAGCCUCUCUUUCCUGCGUGAGUUGAAGCAGAAUUUACCACCACCCGCCUACAAUAAGCCACAUCGGCAAAGUCACAGCAGUUUUCUGCCCGGCGCCAAUGGUGGGACGACGCGUCCCACAAGCAGCUCACAAUUGAGCAAUGACUCGCAUUCCAGUACGCUGCCGUACGAACAGAAGAUCGAUAAUUUACAUUUUACGCCUGUCACGCAGCGCGCUGAAGAGAUGCCACUAUUCCGGCAUGAAUUGGCUGCUGGUGGACUGCCGACGCCGCCACCCGAUAUGCGGCGGCCAGAUUCCUAUUAUACAGCGGUGCGUAGUAGUAAGGCGCCACCGCCGUCCAACGCGAAGUUGGGUGUGGCCUCUAAGCCGCAAGCUAUGGGCGCAACGAAGCCAAUGACGGCGGCCGCCAAGAAUCACGGUUACAGCCAAAAUGGCAGCCAGAAUGGUAGACGUCCAAAGACUGUUUAUAAAACUGCCAGUCCCGAACCGACGGCAUACCAUCGCUCCAGAUCGGAAGCUUUGCUGGAGACGGAUUUCGACGAUGAAUCGCCGAGUAUGGUGCCGCUAAGCACGAACAGUCGCAGCUAUAGCCAGCCGUUGGAGACGGCAAUGUAGAUAGAUAGGGGUGAGUGGUACGAAUCGUACUACUGAAGCGAAGAAAACACGAAGUAAGAACGACAGAACAGUAUACACACGCAUCAUCACAAACAUUAUCGAUAUAUCGACUACACUCAUACACCUCUUUUUUUUAUCAUAACAAUUAAUUAAUUUGUAUUUAUAUUUUAAGCGCUUCAGCUAAUUAAAUCAUAAUUUUUAUAUAGCAUAAAUAUUAGGUUAAGUGAUUUCGAUCUACGUUCAACGAUUAUAUAUGCCUUAAUGCUACUAUAGCUAGCCGAAUGUAUUUAGCAAGUAAAUAAAGUAAGAUAUACAUAUAUUUAACGCUG
Molecule: messenger RNA, 10453 nt
Organism: Rhagoletis pomonella (apple maggot)
Lineage: Eukaryota; Metazoa; Arthropoda; Insecta; Diptera; Tephritidae
Gene: bark
Product: protein bark beetle
Cellular component (GO): membrane
Source: RefSeq, a predicted model, not a curated record